AUGAACGAAGUCACAUUGCCACCCACACCUAAUUGGUAUUUAAGCAAUAUCUGUGCUUGUUCCUUCGACGGUACCGUAGCAUGGGGCGCUAGAAACGUGAUCAUCAUUGCUAAACCUAACGCAGGCGAGAAAACGUUACAAUACUCUAUUAUUAAGAAUGCUUAUAAACAGAGAGUGACAUGCGUUGCAUUCACGCCUCCGUUCGAGGAAGUGAAUCCUCAUUUACUAGCUUCUACAGCAGAUGAGAAUGUAAUAAAAGUCUGGGAUGCACAGACGUUAUCUACAGUUUACACGUAUACCUUGGAGGCUGGUAAACAUGCAAUCGGAAUCGAUUGGUCUCGUAAAGAAUAUGCUCUGUACGCAGCUAUUUCCGAUGGCUCUAUACUAUUAUGGAACAUGCAUUUCGAUACUGUCAUCACGAUUUCAUUAGGAAAAGUGUCGCCUACUUGUAUCUCUGCUUGUCCUCACGAUCCACACCUCGUGGCCGUAGGUUCUAAGAGCGGCUUAGUUUUUAUACUCAAUUUCCAAGGGAAAGGGAAAAUAGUUUAUAAACUUCGGGGGCACGAUAUCGAUAUAGUUAAUUUAUCGUGGUGUCCCUCGGAAACCAACGUUUUCAAUGAGAAUCUUAAUAAAGAUUCGUUGUUAGCUUCAGCAGGGAAAGAUAGAUCGAUUUAUAUCUGGAGAGCCGGUGGAGAUGGUCGCUACGAAAUGGUAAUUCCAUUACCUGUGGCACCGCUCGAUUCCCAGCAGCACAGAAGCAAAUUAAAUGCAAGUGUCGGUAACUGGAUCGUGGUCGAUUGGAUAGAACCUAAACUAUUGCUCGCGAGCUCCUUUUGGGGUGAACUUAUUGCCUGGGACUUGUCGACGAUCACAAAAGGCAAACCUGCCGUCAAGCUGAUACAUGCAUACCACAACAGAGGCUUGUUCUGCAUUGCGCACGUACCGAAUGCUCAAGAUUCUUCCGUACAAAAUUGGAGGCUGAGAGAGAGGCACGUGAUUUGGACUGUGGCACAAGAUCGAAGAGUCAUUUGUUGCGGGAUAAAGGAAACUAACGUUGAGAUAGUUUACGAUAUUUUCACGCAAACCGGAUUCGUGUAUUGCAUAGCUGCUUGCCCCUUAGACACUUCGCGUGUCGCGUUCGGUGUCGGGGAUGCGAUGUUGCGAUUAUGGAACUUGUCUGCGGAUCACAGUACUUCUUUCGAUAUAACUAUGCUAUGGCAAAAGAUUAAGGGAAAGAUUCGUACGAUAUCGUGGCAUCCCGAGAAAGAAAAUCUAUUGGCGUAUGCGACUGAAGAGGGUCGAGUCGGGGUAUUUAAUACGAAUAGUAAUAAGCUACCCGUGUUGUAUAGACAAUACCAUAGAGGCAUUGUAUAUACCAUUCAUUGGGGGCCAAGCCCAGAGAGCGGAGAAUAUGUUCUGUACUCCUGUGGGGAAGGGGAACUGGUGUAUUACGAGAAACCGAGUCAAGAGCCUAAAUCGCUACUAAAGAAAGACUGUACCGAGUUCUCUUGGAAGCCAGAUUUCUCUUGCUUAGCAGUAGGAUUUGAGGAUGGAACAAUCUCGUUUUUCAAUCGAAAGUUUGAAAUUCAAGGAUACGCCAAAAUUGCUUCGCGCAUGAUAUACUCGUUAGUGUGGCAUCCUGAAAGUACGGCGACGGAUCUAACGCUCUCUCCAUUACGAAAUUAUUUAGCUGUUUCUUCUAAAUCGUCUCCUGCAAUUAUUUUGGAUCUAACUGAUUUCAUCGACCAUCUUACGAAAGUGGAAGAUUCAUCGGACGGUUCAGAAGAAAAUCGUGAACCUUAUAAAGUUAAUCAAGUUGUGACUACCUUAGCACGCGAAAGCGGGCGUAGUUCUGUUUGUUUAGCAUGGAGUCCGUACAUAAGUGGAUAUUUAGUAUCCGGUAGUUAUGAUUGGACUGCGCAGGUAUGGAACGUUCAAACAGAAGAGUUAAUAGCAAUUUAUACGGGGCACAUCGGCCCUGUAGUGUGUUGCAUGUGGAGUCCAUUAAAUCCUGAUUUCAUUAUAACAGGCUCUGCAGAUUCUACAUUGCGAAUAUGGAAAAUAGCUGAUAAUGCGCCGAAUAAUGAACUGCCAAAGAAUACUACUAAAAAGAAACAAAUUAAAGCUAAGAAUAAAAUAGCUGACACCACAGCGGUCCAGAACGACUUAACGGAAUUGACCGAUGGCGUGUCGGAAUGUUCUAUCUCGAACGUUUCUCCGAUUGUACAAAAGAAACCGGUAACGAAGGACGUGAAAAACAAAAAAUCCGAACGGCCAUCCUAUUUUACGAAAAACAUUAAAGCAGUGAACGAUAAAACAGUCUUUCUCAAUCCUUUACUAAAUGUCGUAAAGAGCAUGAAGGAUGAGAGUUUCGAUGCUGAGAAAAUUCAGAAGGAUACUUCGUGUGAUACGAUGUCAGUAUUAUUUUUAACGGACGAAAACCUUAUGUCAUUUUUGACUCAAGAGAGAACUACUCAUGCCGCGAAGAAUAAUCACAAUCUAGUCACGGAAAUGGACUUAUGGUGUGACAAUCUUAAACUAAAUUUAGAUGAAGCUGUCAAAGAAAAGCGACUGAACGAUUUCCUUGUCUCGCUUUCAGCUAGUCUGUCUGUGAAGACGUGGAAGGAUAUGUGUCAACAAUAUGCAUAUCAAUUGAUAGCUGAAGGAAAUCCUUGCAAAGCGGUGUCGUAUUUACUCUGUAUACAUAAAACCUAUGAAGCUAUAGAAGUGUUCCAAGACGCAAACUUAUAUAAAGAAGCGUACGUCCUUGCAAGGUCUAAGCUCGAAUCCGACGACCCGGUUCUGACAGAUAUAUUAAAAAAUUGGGCAACAUACAGCGUGAAUUCAGGCGAUUUCGAACAAGCUGCGCUCGUUUACGCUAAAUUAGGAGAAUUAUCCGAUGUCGUAAAAUACCUCGCACGGCGUAAAGAUGCGACCAUGUUAAUAACAGCUGCCGAAAUCGCAGUAUUAUGCGACGACAAUACUCUCGGUGAAUCUUUAGCUGAACAAGCAAUGAUCAUGACUUUGAAAAGUGAAAACCACGAGCUAGCCCGAAAUAUAAUAAUAAAGUUUCCGCGUUUCAAGUAUUACGAGGUGUACUUCUUGGCUAUCGAAGAACUUUGUAAAACAAUGGAUAGGACUAUUACUCCUGACAUGGUAUUAACGUGGUUAAAUGGAAAAUCAGAAUACGAUUUACUGGGAACUUUAGAAACACGCUGCGGUGAAUGUAAUUCUUAUUACGAGUAUUUGUAUGAAAAUAGAAGUCAUUAUACUGCGAUUAACGAGGAAAAGAAGUUAGGCUUAGUACUCUGUAAUGACCUCGCACUAGUAGUAGCUUCAAAGAACGAAAAAGAAAGAUUGAAACACAUUCUGAAAACGUUACAUACUAUUACUGAGUUUGAAAAAGGAUGUACACAUACGUUUGGGAAUGUUGGAGAGAAGCUUAAUCUUUCAAUGGAAUUUAUUAUAAAGCUGAGUCCGAAAAGUUUAAUGGACGAAACGGGCAUUUAUAAAAAGAAUGACUAUUCUGUAUCAGUUAGCUUACGAGCUUAUCUAUGUUACAUUUUACUAAAUUGGCUUUUGUAUAAUAUCGACGACGAUGCUGUUAUUGAUAAUCUACAAACUUAUGUCAGUGUAAUUGAGGAUCUACUGGAAGAUACAAUAAACAAGGAAACGAUAGAGUAUUGUAUGAUAACGAAUAACGUUCAGGCCAAGGAGAAGACAGUAGCUUCUGCCAUAUGUAAGAUACAAGAAGAGAAAGGAACUGAUGAGAACGUGGAGUCACUUAUGGAAGAUCUAAACGCGUUAAAAGCUCGAAAGGAAGAAAUAACGAAAAAAUUAGUUUGUGUCCCGCAUCCUAUGAUGGUAUACGGACAAUUGAAUGAACUCUGUAGUAAGAUACCUGAUGAAAUUCUUAGAAAUAAGUUCGCAGAAAGUCUUUCUAACACGUGGAAGAAAGCGACUACCUAAAGUGCUUUGUACAUCGUGUUAAAGACAUUGAAUAGAAUAAGUACUUGUCUUUUUCUUUUUUGUUUUACAUUCACUUUACUACUUAUCGCUAAGUUGAAAUCGCCAUGGAAUUAUACGAUGAUUUUUAUUCGUAGAAAUUAAGAAUAACUGUAAAGCGAGAAUGAUUUUUUCAUAAUAAAAGUGAUUGUUUUUCA
Messenger RNA from Ceratina calcarata, 4163 nucleotides. RefSeq names its product gem nuclear organelle associated protein rigor mortis (gene rig). Gene Ontology annotation, biological process: spliceosomal snRNP assembly. Gene Ontology annotation, cellular component: SMN complex; nucleus. The record is from RefSeq and is a predicted model, not a curated record. NCBI's taxonomy places the organism in Eukaryota, Metazoa, Arthropoda, Insecta, Hymenoptera, Apidae. Gene Ontology annotation, molecular function: protein binding; mRNA 3'-UTR binding. The coding region runs from base 1 to 3969 and encodes 1322 amino acids. The transcript has 15 exons.